Molecule: messenger RNA, 2244 nt
Organism: Gymnodraco acuticeps
Lineage: Eukaryota; Metazoa; Chordata; Actinopteri; Perciformes; Bathydraconidae
Product: alpha-2,8-sialyltransferase 8F-like
Exons: 8
Coding region: 196-1197 (333 amino acids)
Biological process (GO): oligosaccharide metabolic process; N-glycan processing
Molecular function (GO): alpha-N-acetylneuraminate alpha-2,8-sialyltransferase activity
Source: RefSeq, a predicted model, not a curated record
AUCAAUAAUUUGUCAAUAAAUCAGGGCGAAAAAUGUCACUUGUCCACCGGACAAGUCAAUUGAAAGAUCUACUUGUCCGAUAUUGUAAAUAACACGUCCCGGACGGUGGGACGUGUACUUUUUUGCACACUGUAGAUACAAGGUGUGUGUGGACAGGAGGUGAGGGGACGAGUGUGUUUGCAGAAAGAGAUCGGGAUGAAGCGACACCAUGAUAAGUUAUCUAUCUCUUUGAUUAUCACUGUCUUCUGUUUGGGGAGCCUGCUGACCACUGCCUUCUGGAUCAUUGUGGACAACAGCCAUCUUGUACCAAGUAGACCACCUUCACCCAAGAAAAUCCCCCCUUGGCCCUCUGACCUUUGCAAAGGAUGCAGGGCGCUCAUUGAAAAAGUAAGAGAACGCUACUCAAAAACUUGGAAGAAGCAAGAAGAUCUUUACAGAAACCUCAGCUCUCAACUGAGAAGUCAGUGCCAGGGAUUUGACAGGGCCAUCAUUACCCAGGCCAACACUCCAGUGGGAUCAACUAUUGUGUACGCUAGGGAAAAGAACAAGAAGACCCUCAAGGUGACUCCAGAGAUUUUCAGCACCUUCAUAAAGGAGAAUCCAUUUCCAAAGAAAAAAUGGGAAACGUGUGCUAUUGUCGGGAACUCAGGGAUUCUGGCAAACAGCAGCUGUGGAGAGAUGAUCGAUUCGGCUGAGUUAGUUAUCAGGUGCAACCUACCUUCUUUGGGAAAAGGCUAUGAGAGACAUGUGGGCACCAAGACUGACAUCGUGACAGCCAACCCAAGCAUUUUGUUGAAGGAGUAUGGAGAUCUAAUGGGGCCACGCCGUCCAUUUGUGGAGAGUCUACAUAGCUACGGAAAAUCCAUGAUGGUUCUUUCCCCCUUCUCCUAUGCAGGCAAUACUCCGGUGUGCCUGAGGGCAGUAUACAGCAUUAGGGACUUUGAAAGUCCCAUUCAGCCCAUGUUCUUCAACCCUGAUUACCUCCGGAGUCUGAAAGACUUCUGGAGCUCCAGAGGCCUAACCAGAGGCCUACUCAGCAGCGGCUUACUGAUGGUUAGCAUAGCGCUGGAACACUGUGCCAACGUGCAUCUGUACGGUUUCUGGCCCUUCAGUAAUCAUCCAUUGGAACUCAAUGCCGUGAAAAACCACUAUUACGAUGAUAAAAAAGCAGUGAUGGGACCCACCUGUGGCACUUGAUUCCAGUAGAUAAGAGGGCUGCAGAACAGGCUCUCGGUCUCUCUCAGCUGCCCUGCUCGGUGCAGCAGGACAGCGCUCCUCUGUUCUGUUUGAUUGUUGUUUGUAACCACUGUGUUGCAUAAAAUAAGUGAUUGUUUUGGGCAACUCCGGUGUGGAACUGUUGUCCUUAUGUUACAAGCAGAGCCAGCUUGUAACAUAGUGCUGUCAAAAUUAUCGCGUUAACGCCGGUAAUUAAUUUUUUGAAUUAAUUGCGUUAAAAUAUUUAACGCAUUUAACGCAUGUUGUAACAGUUUACUUAUUUGGGGUGCCAGUCAGGUCUCAGAUUUUUCACGUUUCAGAUUUGGCUUAGUCAGUCAGUUUUUGUAAAUCUGCACAAAGGUGUAUACAUCUCUCUAAACACCCCACAUUGAAUGACAUUAAAAUAUAAGAAAAGACACAACUCAAAAUCAUAAUCACAAGUAGUAAGUGUAUUUUUGAAUACAAACAAAUUUGUCUUCCCACAGUUCAAAAUGUAAAUCCAAAACGUUCCACUCUGGGUGUCCUUCAAAAUAAAUAAAACAGUCAAUUACCACAGGAGAAUGUCAGUCGGUUUGAGCAAUCCAGUCCUGGUUUUUAAGGUUUUGUGAGAUGAGCGGCUCCUUUCAGCUUUGUAUGCAAUAAUCCAGGAACGUGAAGCAAGGGUAUGAUGCCGGAUGACGGUGGACCAGACAAACGGUACGGACUGUAAACGACCUAACUGCUGGUUGCUAACAGAUGAGCGUGUUGCUCCGCCGAUCCCUCUUGCUGCACACACACCUUUUCCUUCCGGCUCCGUCUAACUAAAUAGGGGGAAAAGGAAAUGAGGCGCCAACCAACAGCGAAUCACUGGCUGGGUGGGCGUUACCGUGAGUGACUACCGGUCACAUAAACACCGGUUGUUACAAUGUGCAGAAUGGCCCGCCCCAUACGUGCCACCAGUGGCAGUGCCAGGGUAUGGCUGGGGUAGGCUACACCCAUACCAAGAAAUGGCUUAGCCCCACCAUGAAAAAUGAUGUUAAAGUAAGCAAA